UCACGGAUAUGUGCCGUCUGGACCUAUCACAGACGCCGUUUCAUGGCAGGUACCCGGAUGUAGCCGUGGGGCAAUUAGCUACGUCAUUGUUCACCGGCGGACACCCGCUGGAAAUAAGAAAUGGCUUUAAAACCGCUAUUAAGGUGUUCGUAACAGACUCAAGCUAUGAACAAUGACCAUAGUUGACAGACUGUCAGAAAAAUCUGACCACGAGUCAGUCGGAUUUACCCGAUCCUUCGCCAGCGGAGAAGUGGGGAUGGACGGCAGCUGUUCCAGCAGCUGGGCGAUGGGUCCCAGCAUGCCCGGCGACUCUCCAAGGCUCAAGUCUUCAGGGGGCUGCCUGGGUCCGACCCCUGGUGCUGCUGUCUACAACGGCACCCCCCCUUCUGUGGACCGUCCCAAGGACCAAGUGAUGAGCAGCGAAGACGGCAUCGACUCGCCUCAGAAGGUCCUGUUUCCUGCAGAGCGGCUCAGUUUAAAGUGGAUCCAGGUUCACCGCAUUGGGGCCGGCCUGCAGAACAUGGGGAACACAUGCUUCCUCAACUCAGCCCUGCAGUGUCUCACCUACACUCCGCCGUUAGCCAACUUUAUGCUGUCAAGGGAGCACUCUAAAACCUGUCAUGAGCCAGGGUUCUGUAUGAUGUGCACCAUGCAAAACCACAUCAUUCAGGUUUUUGCCAACUCUGGGAACGUCAUUAAGCCCAUCGGUGUCCUCAAUGAGCUGAAAAGAAUUGCAAAGCACUUCCGCUAUGGAAGCCAGGAGGAUGCACACGAGUUCCUGCGGUACACGGUGGACGCUAUGCAAAAGUCCUGCUUACCUGGAACCAAAUUGGACAGGCAAACGCAGGCCACCACUUUCAUCCAUCAAGUAUUUGGAGGGUACCUCAGGUCCAGAGUGAAAUGUCUGAACUGCAAAUCAGUUUCUGAUACAUUUGACCCUUUUCUGGAUAUCACUCUGGAAAUUAAGACGGCACCCAGUGUCUCCAAAGCUCUGGAGCAAUUUGUCAAACCAGAACAGCUCGAUGGUGAAAACGCCUACAAGUGCACCAAGUGCAAAAAAAUGGUAACGGCCUCAAAGAGAUUCACAAUCCACCGCAGUCCCAAUGUGCUCACCCUCUCACUAAAACGAUUUGCAAACUUCACUGGAGGAAAAAUCACAAAGGAUGUUAAAUAUCCAGAGUACCUGGACCUGCGGCCCUUCAUGUCCCAGUCUCAAGGAGAACCCCAGAUCUACGGCUUGUACGCUGUACUGGUCCACUCUGGCUUCAGCUGUCACGCUGGACAUUACUUCUGCUAUAUUAAGGCUAGCAACGGUCAGUGGUACCAGAUGAACGACUCCUCUGUGUCUGUGAGCGACAUCCGCUCUGUGCUCAACCAACAGGCCUAUGUCCUUUUCUACAUUAAAUCGUCAGAUGUGAAGAAAGCUGGAGACCACAGCAAUUUGAGCCAUAACCCAGGUCUCUCAGGUCAGUCUUCUCCCCGGCCGGUGGUAACCCCACGCAUCCACACCACCAUCCACCACGGCGCCGCCGGCUUCAUAGGUCCUCAGCUGCCACCACAUAUGACCAAGAGCGCCCUCCAUGUUAAUGGCAAUGGAUCUCUGAGGGACUAUCCCAGCAACUCUAAGGCCAGCAGCAGCGCGGUUGGAAAACCCAGCCAUGGACUGGCUUCAUCCUCAAUCUCCCACUCAAUCAGCCGACCCACGUCGAUCCCAGACCAAGAGAAACGGCAGAAGCUUUCAUUUUUUAUUGGACAAGGCAAACAGAACCGACCAUCCUCCUCCUCCUCGGCUUAUAGCCAUCCAUCCUCUGCAAGCAGCUCCUCCUCCAGCUCUUUACCUUCCUCACAGUCUACCUCAGAGCCUCGCUUUGUUCCACGUCAGCUACACCACGUCAACGGCACGUCUUGCAGUAACGGGGAUCAACCCGCUGGAGGCAACGGAUCCUCUUUCCUGGUGCCGUACAGUCAAGAGUCUUCGGAAGAGUCCGACCAGGAGAACUGUACCACUCAGGAUGUUGGCGGCUUAGCCAGGCCUCAGACUAAGGGGAACAAUGUGACAAGAGAUGCCUGUGCCUCUUCUUCUAAAAACACAAACGGUGAAACAGACGUGCAUCAUAACAGUAGUGAGUUGAACGGGUCAACCUCUGAAUUUACUAUAAAAAACCAAAACGGGCAAUUUAACGGGCACCCUAAAGUUAAUGGAGAAAACACACCUGAGAAGGUAUCCAUCCAUAAUCAGGACAGUUCAUCUGUGAAUGCUGUUGGCAAUGGGCUUGGCCGUGACCAUAAUGAGCCAAGCAAAGAGGUCCAGGACCCGGCCUCAUCCCAGCCCAGUUCAGCCGAGGACGUUCCUGCUGCUGCUAACGAAGGCGAGCCCCUCCCUGCUGCUGACGAAAGGGCUAACAUGCUGCCUGAACCUCUUUCUCACCACACAUCAUCCUCUACUGUUGCCGCUUCACCCUUAGCUACUGCUUCCAAGACCCAGUCUCCUACAUCUAGAGACUCUGCUCAUUCUGGGGGUCCAGGGAACCUGUCAGCCUCAUCCUCAGACCCGGCCUGCGCUUCAAGAGCUAACGGCAUAUCUGCAGCCGCUCAGAACCUUAGCAAAAGUGAAGGAGAAGAAGAAGUUAAGGAUUCGUCGCAGACUAAUGGUCCUUCAGCACAGACUGAAAGUAAUCCAGAGAACAAAGGGCAGUGUCAGUCCAAGCCUGGUCCAGGUUCUAGAUGCAAUGAAAGGCAGUCGUCCCAUGACAGGGAGAGGGACAGACUUCACUCUGACUGCAGCAGAGACAGGGAGAGACACUACAGGGACAGGAGUCCGCCGCGGGAAAGUCACAGCGAUCGCCACCGGUACAGACGAGAUUACAGAGAUCACCAUCGCUCCUACAGGGAUCGUUUCCCUCCUGCCGAACGCAGCUACAGGGACUGGGACUUUGACCGGCGCAAGGAGCGAGUUGGCCUGCACUCCUGGGAGCACGAUCGAGACCGACGCUCCUCCCAUUACAGCCAUCACAGCCAUUACCAUCACAGGUUUGAUGUGAGCCACGAGAGGAGGGGGGUUCCCCAUCUUCAGGAGUCUCACAGUCACUGGAGGAGGCAGCAGGACGGCCGCGACUCCCGGACGACGAAGGACAAAAGGAACGGGUGGCACAGGGACGGAUACCAGUCUAAAGAACGGAGUUCCUCCCCUGCUGGUGCUGCUCCAGAGUCAAACAAGUCCAAGGUGUCUCCCUCUCGGGAUCGCCUCUGUAAUCUUGAUUCAACUCAUAGGAGAGAUGAUCAGAGUGAUAGGAGGGCAGCUGCUCAUCUAAGAAAGGAGCGAGACGACAGCUCAGAGGGACGGUGCUCAAAAAAACAUAAAAAAAGCAAGAAAAAGAAGAAGUCAAAAGAUAAAGACCGGCACCAUGACAGCAGUUCCGACCUGGAUUCAGACAGAAGCACUGAAACCAGGAAGAAGAAGAAGAAGCGCAGGCGGCACAGAGACAGUGAUUCAGAUUCAGGACGAGGCCACACCAACCGCAGCAGCAAAGACGGGGAGAAUCGAAAACGGCAUCACUCUGACAUGAAGGACUCGAGGUACGAAAAAGACUAUUUAGCGGGCAAACGUCAGCGCCCAGACUGUGGCCAUGGCGGCAGGGACCACCCGUCCUCGUCGCAUCAUAAUCCCCUCUCAAACGAUUCAGCGCUCCAACAGCUCAAUGGAUACACAGGAAACGGUCGAACCAAUGGUGACUUCAACGGAUGCUCCAGUGGCCUCAAGCAGUGACUUUAGGACACCCCCCCCCCCUUCCCAUCUGCAACAUCUGACAACAGCAGAGGAAUGAAAUCACAACUUUUCGAAGUGGUGCUUCAGGACUAGUAUUUUAAAUGGCGCUUUUUAACAGUGUUCUUUUUUUCUUUUUUUUUUCUGGCGAUUCUCCUGCGGUUCAAAAACAAAACCACAACAUUUAUGGUUAAAAGAUAAUAAUAUAUAGUUAUUUGAGUAAAAACCAAGCCUGGAGCUUAAACAUCUCACUUGCUGCUCAGUGGAACUCAGGACUCAAACACAACACGAAUCACUUAUCCACAAGCUUCAAGUAAGAAUGAAACAAAAGGGAGAAUGUGUUGUCUACGACAGACUGCGCGUCACCAUGUUGUUACCAAGAUGUCACCAUUUCUGCAGAGCUGCAAUAUUUUUGGUUUUUUAGCUGUUUUGUUGUCGAUGUGAUCAAACUAACAGAGCGGGAGAUAUUUAUGAACGAAGCGGAUGAGUGCAGAACAAGGGUUUGUUGACCGAUACCUCCAUGUUAACCCUGGACAGACUUGAGGACAUUUCUCGGCUAGUGUUUUUAUUUUUUUUAUUUUAUUUUUUUGCAGUUAUGUCCAUUUUCCUCGCCUAAGACUCCCUUGUUAAACCGUUUGAGUUUUCUCUCUAAAUUGUGUUUCUCCUGUUUUCUUCUAGGAUGUGGACCAUUUGUGUUUAGGUUUUAUUCUUUUUCUUUUUCAUGAAAAUACAGUUUGUGUCUUCUAGCAUCAUGAAAUACUGUGAAGUUAAGUUUGAACUGUACUAUCAGUUAUUUUUCUAAGUAAAAAGCCUGUAUCAGGAUCCUUAUGCUUUGUCUGUAGAAGGAUUUGUGUUGAUUUUGACCAUAUUCUCUGGGCCUAAUAUGGCUUUUGGGGUGGGGGGGGAUUUCUUUCUUUGAGUUUCAACUUUGGGAAUAAGUUGAUCAAACUGCUGUUAUAUCUUUUUAAUUUAGCAUGUCUGAAUUUAUACAUUGUAUAAGGUAAAAGCCUUAAAUACAUUUGUUAAUGUCAGAAAUUGUAAUUUCUGUCCUUGGACUUUGUUUACAAGCUGUGUUGAAUGACAACUGGUGAUUGAUAUGUUGGAUUUAUUGACCUUUUGUAUUAUAGAGAAAUGAUUGAUUGUACUGAAGCCUUUUUGUUUAACAGACAUAUUUUCUAGCUCAAUUUAAAUGUAGGCGACACACUUAGCAUCCAUCCACCAUAUUCAGGUUUUGUUAAAUAGGACACACAAACUGUUUGGCUUACUUUGGUCAGUAUUAUGCCUCGAGUCAUAAAUGUAUUCUUAACAGUUUCCAUAUAUGAAAUAACCAAAGACUGGUUAUGUUUGGCGAGUGGAGCUUUUUCACUCAAUUCACAUGCACACAAGCGUUAUGAGCAUGUACAUUUUUGAAACCCGAUUUCCCCAACUAUCUUAUCACCAAGUUAAAUGUAACUUCUGCACCAGUUCGGUUCUGGCUGAGUUUUUCUGCUCAGUAAUAACAGUGUAAUGAGACUCAUGCUCCAACAAGAGCUCGUAAAAGCCCCUUUAUUCUGACGUGUUAAACUGUUGAACGGGUAAUGGCUAAAGCCUUGAUUAACACUACAUGAACAUAACGGGGGAACAACUGUACAUUAUAUACUCUACACACUACAUGUAAGUGGGGGGACUGCCUCUUGUGAAAGAAAAAGACAAUAAAUAUAAAAUAAAA
Molecule: messenger RNA, 5471 nt
Organism: Fundulus heteroclitus (mummichog)
Lineage: Eukaryota; Metazoa; Chordata; Actinopteri; Cyprinodontiformes; Fundulidae
Gene: usp42
Product: ubiquitin specific peptidase 42
Biological process (GO): regulation of apoptotic process; protein deubiquitination
Cellular component (GO): cytosol; nucleus
Molecular function (GO): cysteine-type endopeptidase activity; cysteine-type deubiquitinase activity
Source: RefSeq, a predicted model, not a curated record